Molecule: messenger RNA, 633 nt
Organism: Saccostrea cuccullata (small rock oyster)
Lineage: Eukaryota; Metazoa; Mollusca; Bivalvia; Ostreida; Ostreidae
Exons: 2
Coding region: 1-633 (210 amino acids)
Biological process (GO): DNA catabolic process
Cellular component (GO): cytoplasm
Molecular function (GO): 3'-5'-DNA exonuclease activity; nucleic acid binding
Source: RefSeq, a predicted model, not a curated record
AUGGAAAACAUUACAGAGAUACCGCCACCUCUGAGAAAACCCCAGUCUACUCGUAUUGUUCAUGACCAGUGCACAUUUGUUUAUUUUGAUUUGGAAACUACAGGUCUUGGCGAGUGUUCAUAUAUUGACUACAGAAGUAAAUAUUGUGAAGUCACCCAGAUUGGUGCAUAUGCAUCUGAGAAAUCGUUUUCACAGUAUAUCCUUCCAUCUACACAACCCAUUCCACCCUCUGCCACUGCUGUAUCGGGUAUUGCUGUGAAGGAGAAUAUUAUGUUCAAGAAUGGAGUACAGGUGCCAUGUAAGAAUGCGAAGGAUGGUAUAGAAACAUUUAUUACAUGGUUGAAAAAAUUUUCCAACAUAGUGUUAGUUGCUCACAAUGCAAAAUUCGAGUCGAUUGUUAUAAUCCGUGCAAUGCAUCAAGUGGGACUAGGAGCCAGUGACUUCAUUAUUGGUUUCGUAGACACACUACCUCUAUUUAGAGAAGCUGUUCCCAACAGAAAGUCUUACAAACAAGUGGAUCUUAUGAAAGAUUUAUGCACAGCACAUUAUGACGCCCAUGACGCUUUAGCGGAUUCCCAAGCUCUACAGCGACUUGUGCUUCACCUUGAUAUUUCUAGAGCCAUGAUGCUGUAA